Molecule: messenger RNA, 564 nt
Organism: Drechmeria coniospora
Lineage: Eukaryota; Fungi; Ascomycota; Sordariomycetes; Hypocreales; Ophiocordycipitaceae
Exons: 2
Coding region: 1-564 (187 amino acids)
Source: RefSeq, a predicted model, not a curated record
AUGUCUUCGGCCAGUGGUGCUCCUCCUCCACUUCCGCCGCCGCCGCCGCCGCCGCCUCCUGCUAGCAUGCCGCCGCCACCUCGUCCUUCGGCGCCCAAGGCACCGAUAGUGGCCCCAAAGGGUCCUGAAGGGGCUUUCAGGGUGGAAUUGCUGGUUUUCAAUGGCCACCCCUUCAAAGAUCACUGGUCGUACUGGGUGCGAUCGCACCGUGACCACGAUAUCGGCGUUCUGAUACACGCGACGGGCGAUGUACGAAGCGGCUUCCAAUUUGAGAUCAAGCGCAACUAUAAUGUCAAGGAGUCCUCGAGAGCGCCCAUGGAGAGGAUCCCGCUGCAGUGGAUUGAUUCAAAGUACUUUGACGAGAAAGCUACGUUUUCCAACGGAGUCCCUAAGGAGGACUGCGUACCUGUAUGCGCUUUUGAGGUCAGUGUGCAUAGUAUCAAGGUUCCAGGGAAGACCCUAAAUUCGGUUGAUGAUGCGAUUGUCGAGUCCGCCGACCAACUUGUCAAGGAUCGAAUUUUCGACAAGAAAGUUGCCGACUUCCUUCAUGCAAAGGAGCAGUGA